Molecule: messenger RNA, 741 nt
Organism: Paramecium pentaurelia
Lineage: Eukaryota; Ciliophora; Oligohymenophorea; Peniculida; Parameciidae
Source: the annotation of a GenBank genome assembly
UAUGAACAAAGGCUAAUCUCCAAGAAGAGAUCAUUCUCCAAAUUUCUUCUAUAAUAUUACAAAUGAUAAUUACAUGUACAAGAGGAGUGCAGACACAUAAUAAACAGAUCUUAAUUGUAUGACUAAAUAAGCUAGAAAUUAUGUUAAUAAUGCAAAUAUCACAAAUUCUCCAAAACCUGCUGGAUCACCUUCAAGAAUGAAUUUUACUAUGUAGAAUAAAUAUUUUCAUCAAUCAAAUAUUUUUGAUGGCGUACAAUAAACAAAAGAAUAUAAAUAACCAGAAUAGCCAUUGAAAGAGAAAUAAAGAGAUAAUAAAUCUCCUUCAAUAUUAAAUGGAGCACAGAUUAAUAAAAAUUAUAAUUGCACUUCUGGUAAAUCAUAACCAAUAAUCAAUAAAUCAAAAUAAAUUACUGUAGAGUUUUAAACAGACAAUAAUAAUUUUGAUGCUUUGGAUUUAAAAAGAUCUUUAUUAAAAUAAGGUAUAUAGAUUUCUGAUAUUUAAAUGAAAAAUCCUAUAAACUCAGGAAGAACUAAGAAUAUAGGAAAUAUUACUGUUAAAGGAGAUGAAGAAAAAUUAUCUAUUUUGCAUUAAGAACUAGAAAAAGUAGGACUUAAAACUCAUGAUAAACCAAAUAAUUAUUAUGUAUUAUACAAUAAAUAAUCUAGAAAUAAUAAGCUGAUCAUAGUUGGGUGCUUUAAAAAUAAAAAUAUGACAAAAUUGAAUAUUUCAAAAAUCGUUGA